Messenger RNA from Perkinsus marinus ATCC 50983, 747 nucleotides. RefSeq lists its product as hypothetical. NCBI's taxonomy places the organism in Eukaryota, Perkinsozoa, Perkinsida, Perkinsidae. The record is from RefSeq and is a predicted model, not a curated record. The coding region runs from base 1 to 747 and encodes 248 amino acids. The transcript has a single exon.
AUGCCGUUAUCAUCUGAUGUGUUGGAUCUUACUGACGAAGAAGUAUAUGACUAUUAUCAUAAUUUUGUUGACCAACUACACCGAGGAUUUACUUUAGUGAAGGAUGCCACAUUGGAGAAUCGGCUCAGACAGAAGAAGUAUUAUGAUAAUCAGCGAGUGGAUCCGCCGGAAGUUCAAGUUGGUAGUUGGCUUUUUGUUCGUAGCUAUAAUAAUCCAAGAUUGGGCUAUAGAUGGUCUCUUCCAUUAAAGGUCUCUAAGUUGGUUGGUGAUCAUUCGGUUUAUUUGGUUGACCCUAAAGAUGAUGCUAAGAGACCUAUUGGCCCGUAUAAUUUGGACCAUUGUUUACCUGCUGAUGAUUUCAAGUUAAUUUAUGAAACAGCAUCUUCUCAAUCUAACCAAGAGACUGGUCGCCUACAGGAGGGUGGUGAAGAUGACGACAAUAAUGAUGAGGUCUCUACGGCUGAUGCUCCUGCCUCUGUUAGUGAUGAUCAUUGUGGUGAAGAUCAUCACAUAGACAUUGAGCGUUAUAUUCAUCAGCUUUUAUUGAAUCAUAAGGGACCAAUGAGUACUGAUGUUGUACGUUCUUACCUUCUUCAGCGGUUUGGCCCAACUAGAGAUAUUUUCCGUAAAGUGGGUGGAUUCCGUGCAUUUGUAGAGCGAUCUGCAAAUAUUGGUUUUGAUUCUUAUGGUUCUUUGCAAACGAAGACUCUUAUGUUCCAUAUUCCGUUUGCGGGCGGGAAGAUGUGA